Chelmon rostratus (copperband butterflyfish) is the source of this 1227-nucleotide messenger RNA. RefSeq names its product probable G-protein coupled receptor 139. Gene Ontology annotation, cellular component: membrane. Bases 109 to 1227 code for a protein of 372 amino acids. Gene Ontology annotation, molecular function: G protein-coupled receptor activity. Gene Ontology annotation, biological process: G protein-coupled receptor signaling pathway. The record is from RefSeq and is a predicted model, not a curated record. The transcript is spliced from 3 exons. Lineage: Eukaryota; Metazoa; Chordata; Actinopteri; Chaetodontiformes; Chaetodontidae.
GCCACUUCUGUUUGACACCUUCACAGCUACAGAGGCCAGAGGUCCUGCAGACACCAGCUUUAUUGCAGGUAUUAGCAUGUGAGCUAUUUGCCCAGCGGUGAAUGAACCAUGGAGGGAUCCAGCGUCACCGUCUUCGUCACUGUUCAGAAGAUUUACUACCCGCUCCUUUGCAUCAUGGGUAUUCCAGCCAACCUCUUCACAUUCUACAUGAUCUGCUUCCGUAAAUGCGGAAUGUCUGAUACGGCCAUCAUUUACCUGAGCUGUCUGGCCAUCAUGGACACCUGCUACCUGGUGUGGGUGAUACUCAUUGAUCUGACCCUCACCUUCUGGCUGCUGCAGCCCUUCUGGCACUCCCACCCCUGGUGUGGCAUCUUGGGAUUCCUGCAGUACGGAUCCCUCUACAGCUCCUCCUGGAUCGUGGUGGUCUUCACCAUAGAGCGUUACCUCGUCCUCCGCAACACCGUGGCUAAGCAGCACUUCUCCCAGGCCUGGGUCACUAAAGUGACCUGCGUGGCUAUCGUCCUGGUGUCACAUCUGGCCUCUGUGCCGCUGGGCUGGAUCAACGUCGUCACACCUGUCAACUUCACUGUGGUCGGAGAGAAUGUGACGCUGCCCAGGUGUCAUUACCGCGAUGAGGCUUACUCUACCGUUAUAGUGUGGAUAACCACCUUCCUCUCAGGGGGAAUGCCCAUUGUGUUGGUCAUCAUCUUCAACUACCUCAUCGGGUACCAUCUGUGCCAUGCCAGGAACCUCUUCACCAAGGAGGAGCGCCGCAUCAUGCAUGGGAGGAGCACCAGGGGCAUGUUGAGGAGGACCAUCCUGCUGCUGGGCACCGUCUCCGUGGCCUUCGUCGUGCUCAGCCUGCCCCGCUUUGUCACAUACUGCAUCCUGAGGACCAAGUACAACAGCGAGAACUUCAACAGGAACGACUACAGCAUCCCCAUCAACGUGGCGGGGGACCUGGCCAACAUGCUGCAGAACCUCAACUCCACCACCAACUUCCUGCUCUACUGCAUGGUCAGCCGACGCUUUCGGCGGGAGCUGGUCCGCGCGGUGACUUGCAGGGAGUUGGCACGUGAGCUGGGCUCUGUCCUCACCCACACCACCAUGAAAGUUUUUUCAGUUGUAGAUCAUAAGGCCUCGCCACCCAGCGACCACGUGACUGUGGUGUUGACCAAUCUCAAACACAAAAACACCAAGAUCAGACUUUCAAGCAUUCGCUCUUGA